This is a messenger RNA of Homalodisca vitripennis (glassy-winged sharpshooter), 534 nucleotides long. RefSeq lists its product as uncharacterized. NCBI's taxonomy places the organism in Eukaryota, Metazoa, Arthropoda, Insecta, Hemiptera, Cicadellidae. Bases 1 to 534 code for a protein of 177 amino acids. The record is from RefSeq and is a predicted model, not a curated record. The transcript is spliced from 4 exons.
AUGAGGGGGUGCUCCAGUACCCAACAGCUGGUGCCACAGUGGGAGCCGGAGGUGGUGAUGGUAGAGUUGGAAGCCUCCAACUUCUAUCAGAAGUGCAGCCCGCCUAGUUUGGCAGUAUGCCAGAGUGGUGGGUUGUUUCUUCCAUUAUACUCAGGUUCUACUGAACACAACCAGCUGGUCUGUUUGGUGCUACAGCCUGGUGGCGAGUUUGAGAACUAUUUUGAGUUGACAAUUUUGUCCUUUCUCAAUGACGACCAGCUAUUAGAGCUUUUGGAGAACUCUGAUUUGGAAGAUUUUGAUAUUGAUGAAGAAGAUGUGCCACAACUGCAAUUAGCUGUAGCUAAUGAAAUGGAAGCAGACCCACAACGGUGUCCAUCACCACUGAACUCUGACAUUCCACUACAAGUCCGGAUGGAACAAGAAAAGCUCAGACAACGGUGGAGAAUAAAACCUUGGGAAACGCCAAUUGUGGCACCCAUCAUUGAACUUCCAGUGGAGGAACUUCUAGGCCCUAGUGAAUACUUUGGACGGUAA